Messenger RNA from Micropterus salmoides (largemouth bass), 674 nucleotides. Its product is annotated as dihydroxyacetone phosphate acyltransferase-like. Gene Ontology annotation, biological process: ether lipid biosynthetic process. Gene Ontology annotation, cellular component: peroxisomal membrane; mitochondrial membrane. The transcript has 4 exons. Gene Ontology annotation, molecular function: glycerone-phosphate O-acyltransferase activity. The annotation marks the transcript as partial. The record is from RefSeq and is a predicted model, not a curated record. NCBI's taxonomy places the organism in Eukaryota, Metazoa, Chordata, Actinopteri, Centrarchiformes, Centrarchidae.
AUGCCAGUUGGUGUACACGCCCAUGCGAAGUUCUUCAGAUGCUGUUCAAUUACAAGUAUUUUAUCAACUGGAAGUAUCAGAUGGACAGAUAUUCGUGCCUCUGAAACUUCACCGGAUGCAGCGUCUGUGUUUUUGUAAAGUUUGACAAAGUAUGGCAUCCAAAGCUGUUUAUUCGCAUAGAGACCCUAUGCUGAAGAAAAGAGAUGACUUUGAGGACAUUUUGGAGGAGCGGAGGAACUCCAGUGACCUGAGAUACGCCCUUAAAUGUUACACUCCUGUUCUGUACAAAGGAGUGACGCCAUGUAAAGCCAGUGUGCUGAAGAGCAUGGUGCUUCAGUCUGAUCAGCUUCACUAUGUUAUCAAUCAGGUUUCCAAAGAGAAAGGCAGGGCUAUUGAUGACGUCCAGGAUGAGGCUUCAGCCAUCUUGGAGGAGAUGGCUCAAUGUCUGCAGCUCAGCACCGUUCGCUUCUUUGCCUUUAUGCUCAGCAAGGUCUUUAAAACCUUGUUCAGGAACAUCUGUGUAAAUGAAGAGGGCAUCCAGAGGCUUCAACAGGCCAUUCAGGAGCACCCGGUAGUCCUAUUACCAAGCCACCGAAGUUACAUGGACUUUCUGCUGAUGUCAUACAUCCUGUACACCUACGAUCUGGCUCUGCCUGUUAUCGCUGCCGGCAUGG